AGUGAAGUCCUCAAACUACUAUUACCAGUACUCUUAGGGAUUUCCCAAGUUACUUUGCAAAGGUAUGGCGGGGAGAGUGUGAAUGUCAGCAUAGAAGGUAAUCAAAACACUUGAACUCAGGUGAAAAGAGGAUCUAAGAGAAGGGGAGGUGGAUUUGUCAUCUUAACAUAGGCUGCUGGAGCUACCGUUUUUGCCGAACACGCCGUGCAGAAUUACAGGUGUGAAUGUGUACACUUGAGUACACGUCCGGCUGGGUGUGUAGUGGGUAGUGAAGCUUUGCUAAUUGUAGUUCGCAUUGUCCCUAAACGGAGCGGUUUUCUGUGAACAUGAUUUGUACUUUCCUACGAGCUGUACAAUAUACGGAAAAGCUGCACAGGUCCUCCGGGAAGCGGUUGUUUUUGCCACACUUUGUACUUAAUAACUCUUGCUUGAAGACUGAGCCCAGUUUGAGAUGGCUGCACCAGCAGCAAAAAACGGUGCGACCUAGAUGUAUCUUAGGAGUCACCCCGAAAACCAUCUGGACGCAGGGACCGAGCCCACAGAGAGAAAAGGAAGACAGCAGCAAACAAGUGUCUGUGCACAGUCCGAGAGGGGAUACCGCCAUCUCAACGUCACAGAAAGUGAAAGAAGCUGGAAGAGAUUUUACCUACUUGAUGGUGGUGCUUGUUGGAAUCAGCAUUACAGGUGGCUUGUUUUACGCACUUUUCAAAGAACUUUUUUCUUCAUCCAGUCCUCACAAGAUAUAUGGGAAAGCCUUUGAAAAAUGCAGAUCACAUCCCGAGGUUAUAAGUGUCUUUGGUGAGCCUUUGAAAGGCUAUGGGGAGACGACAAGGCGUGGUCGAAGGCAGCAUGUCAGUUUUAUUGAAUAUGUAAAAGACGGGCUGAAACACAUGCGUGUGAAAUUCUACAUCGAGGGCUCCGAGCCUGGGAAGCGAGGAACAGUGCAUCUUGAAGUGAAAGAGAACCCAGAAAGUGGCGAAUAUGAGUUUCGAUAUAUAUUUGUAGAACUUGAAGCCUAUCCUAGAAGAACUAUUGUCAUUGAAGAUAAUCGAACCUAAGAGAAUUAAAAGAACCAGCAAGCAUGCUGUUUCUUGAGGGUUGAAUGCUGCAGACCCUCGAGUCUGAUCUUCACAGCUCUCCCAGAGGCGGUUUAGAGUAACAUAGGGAAGAGUAGAACUCAUAAAAGUGAAUGAAACUGGGCGGUUGUUGCAUUUAGACAGACUGCAUUCGAGAUGUUGUCUUGUAGAGUGAAAAAUCAUGAAAUAGAUCACAUUUUACGUUAUCUUAUUGGAUCAUCGAUCAAGGGCAGUAUUACUGCUCUACUAGCAUCUUCUUUCAUGGUUUAAUAAAUUUUUGUUAAAAAUUUUACACCAUGUAAAUAAGAAAAUAGAGUUCAGUAUUUUGUGCUUUUUUUUACGUUCUAUCGCUGUAUAAAAUAAAGACUAUGUGAAAGCU
Messenger RNA from Rhinolophus ferrumequinum (greater horseshoe bat), 1455 nucleotides. It is a transcript of the gene TIMM21, whose product is annotated as translocase of inner mitochondrial membrane 21. The record is from RefSeq and is a predicted model, not a curated record. Gene Ontology annotation, biological process: protein import into mitochondrial matrix. The transcript is spliced from 6 exons. NCBI's taxonomy places the organism in Eukaryota, Metazoa, Chordata, Mammalia, Chiroptera, Rhinolophidae. The coding region runs from base 327 to 1058 and encodes 243 amino acids. Gene Ontology annotation, cellular component: TIM23 mitochondrial import inner membrane translocase complex.